Tetrahymena thermophila SB210 is the source of this 3888-nucleotide messenger RNA. Its product is annotated as multidrug resistance protein-like transporter family ABC domain protein. Gene Ontology annotation, biological process: transmembrane transport. The transcript has 7 exons. Gene Ontology annotation, cellular component: membrane. The record is from RefSeq and is a predicted model, not a curated record. Gene Ontology annotation, molecular function: ATP hydrolysis activity; ATP binding; ABC-type transporter activity. Lineage: Eukaryota; Ciliophora; Oligohymenophorea; Hymenostomatida; Tetrahymenidae.
AUGAGCUAAAAUCAUAAAAUAGUAAAAAUUAAUUCUAAGUUAGCAGAUAAAAAUAAUAAUUCUGCAACAAAAAAUGACAUUUAGAGUUAAACUCACCAUAAAAAAAUUUUAUAAGAAAGUUCAGGUUAGACCUAAAAAACCAAAAAUGUUUCAUUUUUAUAAUUGUUUAGGUAUGCUACAACAUCUGAAAUUGUUUUUAUGGUUAUUGGAGCUUUAGCUGCUAUGGCUAAUGGAGUAGCAUUUCCACUAUUUGCCUUAAUUUUUGGAGAAAUGGCAGAUUCAUUUGGACCUUAAUUAACUGGUUAAUAGGUGUUCGAAAAUGCUAAGACUUAAUGCCUUUACUUUUUAUACAUUGGUAUAGGAACUUUUAUUUUGAGUUGGAUUUAAAUGAGCUGCUGGAUUAUAGCAGGAGAAAAAUAAUCUAUCAGAUAUAGAAUUUAAUAUUUUAAAGCUAUACUGAGACAAGAGGUUGGGUGGUUCGAUCUCAUAAAUCUUAAUGAGCUAACAUCAAAAAUUGCCUCAGAGACUAAUCUAAUAUAGAUUGCUAUUGGCGAAAAUGUUCCAACAUAUAUCAUGAAUAUUUGUAUGACAAUUGGUGGAUUUGCUGUAGGUUAUGCAAGAGGAUGGUAAAUGGCAUUAAUAACUACUUCAGCUCUUCCAGUCUUAACUUUAGGUGGUUUGGCAUUUGCCUUAACUGUCUAAAUGUCACAAAAAAAAAUAGCUAAUUCUUAUGAAAAGGCAGGAGGAAUGGCAGAACAAGGACUUAAUGCAAUAAAAACAGUUAAAUCAUUGACAGGGGAAGAAUUUGAGCUCACAAAUUACAAAACUGGAUUAGUUUAAGCUUUUAAAAUAGCUUGUAAAUAUGCAAUAUGGGCUGGUAUUGGUUUAGGAUUAACAUUUGCUACUAUGUUUUUAGACUAUGCUUUAAGCUUUUGGUAUGGAUCUGUUCUUGUUGGUGAUAGCAUUUACAAUUCUACAUAUGAUAGAGAUUACACUUAAGGAGAUGUUUUCGUUAUAUUUUUCGCUAUUAUCAUAGGAGGAUUUUCACUUGGAUAAGGCGCUCCUUGUAUUAAAAAAUUCUAAUCUGGAAAAUUGGCUGCUGCUAAAAUUUUUGAAGUAAUUGAUAGAGAGCCUCAAAUUAUUUUACCUUCAAAUCCAUAAACUAUAUAAAAUCUUAUUGGAAAUAUUAAGUUUAAUAAUGCCUCGUUUAACUAUCCAUCUAAAAAAGACAGUUCUAUUUUAAGAAAUUUAAAUUUAGAAAUAAAAGCUAAUUAAAAAACAGCAAUAGUGGGUGAAUCAGGAUGUGGAAAAUCUACUAUAAUGCAGCUUUUACUUAGAUUUUAUGAUAUCGAUUCUGGAAAAUUAACUAUUGAUGGAUAUGAUGUCAGAGAUUUAGAUUACAACUGGCUCAGAAGAAAUAUUGGUUACGUUGGAUAAGAACCAGUAUUAUUUGCAACAACAAUUAGAGAAAAUUUAAAAUUCGGAAAGGAUGAUGCAACCGAAUAAGAAAUGAUUCAUGCACUUUAAUAGGCGAAUGCGUGGGAAUUCGUUUCCAUGCUAUAAGAUAAGUUAGAUACUUAUGUUGGAAAUUCAGGAAGCUAACUUUCAGGAGGUUAAAAGUAAAGAAUUUGUAUAGCAAGAGCUAUUUUAAAGAAUCCUUAAAUAUUACUCUUAGAUGAAGCUACUAGCGCUUUAGAUAGAAGAAAUGAAAUUUCAAUUUAAUAAACUCUUGAUUAAGUAUCUAAAGGAAGGACAACUAUUGUAAUUGCUCAUAGAAUUUCUACAGUUUAAAACUCUGAUAAUAUUUUAGUUAUUCAGUAAGGUCAGCUUAUUGAAGAAGGUACCUUUGAAUAAUUGAUAGCUUAAAAUGGGAAAUUUUAAUCACUAGCUAAAAACCAAAUUCAAAGGUAUGCUAGUGAAGAGAACCAGGAGGAUUUAGAAAAUUAGUUAAAUGAAGAAUAGAAUUCAGCUAAUGUAAAAAUCUAGUGCCAAGAUUCUUUAAAAAAACCUAUUACUAAGUAUCAACUUAAAAACGAAACAUAAGACUAGUAGCUUGACAAAUAAACUAACUUAAGCAAAGAAGAAAAAAGAAUCUUAUAGUAACAAGAGAAGAGUAUGCUCAAAAGAUUGCAUGAUAUAAAUAAACCUGAUAAAAUAAUACUUUAUUUUGGAAUAUUUUUUGCUCUUGGAAAUGGUGUUUGUUUUCCCCUAAGUGGUUUUCUUUUAGGAGAAUAUGUUGAUGCACUUGCACAUCCUGGAGCUGAUGACUACAAAUAACGAACUAAUUGGCUCUCUUUGGGGUUUGUAUUUUUAGCAAUUGCAGCUUUAGUAUUUAGCACUUUUUAGUCAUACUUUUUCACCAGAUUUGGUGAAAGCUUAACAUUAAGAUUGAGAUAAGAUGUUUAUAAAAAAAUGCUCAUAAUGCCUUGCGAGUGGUUUGAUAAGCAAGAAAAUAAUCCUGGAUGCUUAAGCUCUCAUUUAGCUGUAAAUGCUCAUUAAGUAAAUGGUUUAGUUUCAACCGUAAUCUCAACUUAGUUUUAGAGUAUUUCUUCAUUUAUAACAGGACUAGUGUGUGCUUUUACUGCUUCUUGGAGAGUAUCACUAGUUGCAUUAGGAGUAAGCCCUUUAAUGGUUAUUGCUGGUUCACUUUAAGCUAAAUUUGUUUAAGGAUUUAGUAAAGGAUCAGAGGAAGCUUACAAAGAUUCGGGAAUUAUAAUUAUGGAAAGUGUUACAAACAUAAGAACUGUUGCAUCUUUUGCAAAUGAAGGAAAAAUAUUACAAUUCUAUGAUGAGAAACUGUAAAAAUCAUAUAAUUCAAUAAAUAAAAAGGGGAAUACUGCAGGAUUGGCGUUUGGAUUUUCAUAAUUUGUUAUGUUUGCUACAUACUCUAUAAUUUUUAUAUGCUCAGCUGCCUUUGUAAGAGAUUAUGGUGUUUCAAUGAAAGAUAUGUUUAUAUCAGUAUAUGCAAUUAUGUUUGCAGCAUUUGGAGCGGGGAAUAAUAAUUAAGUUAUGAAUGACUCUGGAAAUGCAAAAAAUGCCUGCAAAAGUUUAUUCUAAAUUUUAGACUCUCAAGAUGAAAUCUAAUAAUCUCAACUCAAAGAAAAUUCUUUGAUAAAAACAGGUGUCUUAGGUGAUAUUGAGUUCAAAAAUGUUUCAUUUAAAUAUCCUAACCGUGAAGCUUAAGUAUUUGAUUAACUUUCUUUUACAGUUAAGAGAGGCUAAAAAGUGGCUUUCGUAGGACCAAGCGGUUCUGGAAAAUCUUCUAUACUAUAGUUAGUAAUGAGGUUUUACGAUACUUAUGAAGGAUAAAUACUUAUAGAUGGCAGAGAUUUAAAGUCCUAUGAUUUAAAAUAAUUCAGAAAAAGUUUUGGAAUUGUUAGUUAAGAACCAAUUCUAUUUAAUGGUAAUAUAUCAGAAAAUAUAAAGUAUAACAUAGAAGAGGCCACUUAAAAAGAUAUUAUAGAAGCAGCUUCAAAAGCAAAUGCUUUAAACUUCAUUUAAUCUAAUUAAUUCUAAUAAAAAGACACAUAAAUUAAUAAAAAUGAUUAUGGCUAAGGUUUUGAAAGGCUAGUAGGACCAAAAGGAAGUUAGCUUUCAGGAGGUUAAAAAUAACGGAUAGCAAUAGCAAGAGCAAUUGCUAGAAACCCAAAUAUUCUCUUAUUAGAUGAAGCUACGAGUGCUUUAGAUCCUGAAAGUGAAAAAAGCGUUUAAGAAACACUUAAUAAUUUUAUGAAAGAUAAAACAACUAUAAGUGUAGCUCAUAGAAUUUCUACAAUUAAAGACAGUGAUUAAAUAUUUGUAAUAGAAAAAGGUAAACUUGUUGAACAAGGAACAUUCGAUUAAUUAAUGGCUAACAAAUCGUAUUUCUAUAGGCUAAAUGCAAAUUGA